This is a messenger RNA of Marchantia polymorpha subsp. ruderalis, 531 nucleotides long. NCBI's taxonomy places the organism in Eukaryota, Viridiplantae, Streptophyta, Marchantiopsida, Marchantiales, Marchantiaceae. The record is from the annotation of a GenBank genome assembly.
GCGGAUUAAGCUUUCUACUCCAGAGAGUCAAGGAUUUCAGAUGGGAUUCAUCUUGAGGUCAAACUGCCAUUCUUUAACCAUUUUCCACUGCUGACCAUUUCAGGCAAUGGCGCGUACCACGAGAGCAUCUGAGCGGACAAGCGAGUUAUCGUUGAUGCGACUGAGAAUGAGCAGCUCACGCGGGAGCUUGAAGAUUACAGGCACAUCUGACUCAUACCAUUGCUCAGUCGAUGUGGGUGGUAAACAUAAUGAAAGAAAAAGAAAAGAAAAAGGUCUUCGAGAUCUUAGUCUUUGGGAUUCUAAGAGGAUAUUAGUCAACAUAGUAGGUACUUACUCCUACUCGUACGUACUGGCCACGCAGGUUAGAAGUCAAGCUCAUACACUCGAUGGUGGUGGUAUUUGAUCUUGGGACUAACAGGGAGCAUAGCAUUGGCCCUUACAUUAUAUAUGCUUAGUAUUCAUGAAAAGACCUUACUGUCUUAUGCCUUUCACAUCCAUCCAUUGAUAAUAAAAUUCCAUUUUAUUGUUCGA